Microdochium trichocladiopsis is the source of this 2349-nucleotide messenger RNA. RefSeq lists its product as uncharacterized. The transcript has 3 exons. The record is from RefSeq and is a predicted model, not a curated record. The coding region runs from base 1 to 2349 and encodes 782 amino acids. Lineage: Eukaryota; Fungi; Ascomycota; Sordariomycetes; Xylariales; Microdochiaceae.
AUGCGCGGGCACUUUGUCGAGAUCGGGAACCCAGAGGCUGAAUGGCAGAGCCUCGCGUACAGCGCAGCGUUCGAGUCCCACAUUGCCAAGCAAGUUGAGUGGGUGCUCGUCGACUGCGGGAAGCCUCGUCUUGACGACUUCCGGUUCCAUGGCUAUACCGCAGCGGACCGCUGCCACCGCUGCCACCGCUACUUCACCAACACCCGGAAGAGCUUGUCGGCAUGCCGGACGAAUGCACGCAUGAAUUGCCACCGCCCACGGACUGCCAUCAAAGACUUUUUCGGCACUGGUGCGGAAAGGCGCUGCCGCACAUGCUACCGCGUCGAAAUCUGGGAGCGCGAAGGGGAGCUACCUCCUGACCACCGCCACACGACCGUGGCACACAAAAUGUACAACGACCCGCACUGCGCUGCUUGGCAGGAUGAGCUCGUCGGUGCACAGCGCCGCCUCUCUGAGAAAUUCGCCGGGAAACUGGGUAAACCUUGCCAACGAUGCUUUAGGCAUCAGUUGAACCACAACGUGGAGCUCUGGAAGCCCUCAGAGACCGAGAAGUACCUGGAGUCAUUGAGGAAAAGCUGGGAAAGAAGAUACCCGCCGAAAUCCCGCAUGUGUCGAGUGGUUCGCGGCCACAGGGAAGCUGCAAAAGAGGCGCCACCACGGUUUCGACGGCGAUCAGACGCAGAGGUGGCAGAGGUGGCAGAGGUGGCUACCUCUCGGGGACAGUCUUUUCCGCAGAUCGGUCGUAGUACCGACUGGACGCUCGUGUCCGUGCAGCUCCCUGGAGUCAUGGGACGGGACGCAGCGCUCGACACAACAAUGUGUACGGACCACUACUCGAUUGCUGCUGUCAUCUUGGUCAUGUACCAAGAGCGAGCACAGGCUACGAAGCUCCUGGGCGGACGGUUCAUAUUCGAGACCCUCAAACUACCUAUCUGGCCAAGCUCGGCAGACCACCUCAUCAAGGGCGACAGCCAACCCACUUUCGACUUUGUCGUCCGUCAGACUAUUAUCCAGAUCCUUGUGAAAGACUACGCCGCGGAUCCUCUCUACCGUUCGCAAAUGUCCGGGGAUGACGUGAACAGGCAGCACUCUACAUACCGACAACUCAUAAACGCGCUCUGCGACAUGCUCGGGAUCAAAGAUAGCGCCCGUGAUCACCUUCUCCGCCAGGUACAAUAUCACGACCCGACCCGUGUGAUCUCCAAGUCACGCCUUGGCCACCGUCUUGGUGAUCGCCAGAGCCCAGUACCAGAGUUCUACGACCUGGUUUUACUCUGGGCAGCUGGCCUUGGCAAGCUGGACCGCCCACUCGUGAAUGCUCUCGCGCAGGAGACCGUCAGACUACCGACCUGGCCAAGCUCGGCAGAUUGCGUCAUAGAGGGCGACGUCCAUACCCAUGGGCCGGAGGAUUCGAUCGCCGUCGCUUCCUGGAACGGCACGGAGGUUCCCGCCAAGCGACAGAAGCUCGCGACACCAGCGCCCCAUCAUCAUCACCACAAUAAUAAUUGCGACCAUGACACUGAAUCUGGUGAUGAUAGCGACGACGACGACGAUGAUGAGGAUUUCACGGCAUAUCUCGCACUGAUUGAUGAGAUCCUGGCAGAAGCGUGCAGUGUGACCGACGAGCCGGGCGAGGCGGAUGAUAGUGAUGCCAAUAGUGAUCAUGAGUUUGACGACGGUGAUUCUACACUGGAUACAAAGCCCACUGACAGAAAGACGAGACAAAAGGCAUUCCGCCUGACUCCAACCAUGAUCUGGCAGCUGGAGCGGGAGUACCCGGAUAGGGAUCCCAUGAGCUCCGUACGGCCAGUGACUGAUGCCUCAAGGAUAUGCCGGGAGAACUUUACAAAGCUCCGGAGCAUCUCUCCGCGGACAUGGGCAGCACUCCAGACCUGGGAUCCCAGGAAGCUGGCAAAGGUUCUACUGGCAGCCAUGCCUCCUGAGAUGAUCGAGCUGGGAGGUACAGCUGACAUCACUGCUCGUGAUUUGCUCGGUGCUGCAUGUAAGGUGUCAUUCCAUGAAAAGCGAAUCGGCGUAUACAUGGACGUGCUUGACGCCGUUGAGCCAAACAAAAAUCCGGAUACUUACGUCGGCUCUGCUGGGGGGCAGAGCGGGCUAAGUGGUCGGACCAAGACGUACCAUAGGGUCUACAAAACCCCACGGGGCAAAACAUACUCCGGCAUCAGCCCGGAAUCGCACCAUGGGCAAGUAGCGUCAGGGCGCAAGCCACAUCUCCUAACACUCUCGUUGUUCGACCGAUUGCAACCCGACGCCAACAUUCCAUAUCAACUAGCUGAAGGCUUCCAGUGCCUGUUCUGGGGAACCCUGCAGAGACACGCGAGCAGUUAA